Vicia villosa (hairy vetch) is the source of this 696-nucleotide messenger RNA. Its product is annotated as casparian strip membrane protein 3. The record is from RefSeq and is a predicted model, not a curated record. Lineage: Eukaryota; Viridiplantae; Streptophyta; Magnoliopsida; Fabales; Fabaceae. The transcript is spliced from 3 exons. The coding region runs from base 48 to 599 and encodes 183 amino acids.
UCAAGUACUAAGGUUCAAAUUAAUAUAUUUCAUUCAACUUAGGAAAAAUGAUGAACUCAACUUAUGUUGAACAAAAAUCAUCCACACAAAAGGGAAGCAUUAAGAGAGGAGUUUCUAUAAUUGAUUUCAUUUUAAGGUUGAUUGCAAUUGGAGCCACUUUAGGAAGUGCAAUUGCAAUGGGAACUACUAAUGAGUCACUUCCCUUUUUCACUCAGUUCAUUAGGUUUAGGGCCAAGUAUGAUGAUCUUCCAACCCUGAGGUUUUUUGUAGCUGCUAGUGCUAUUGCUAGUGGCUACUUGAUGCUUUCUCUACCUUUGUCCAUCUUGCAUAUCAUAAGGAGCAGUGCAAGAAUGACUAGGGUCAUAUUGAUUAUUUUGGACACGAUAAUGCUAGCUUCAUUGACAGCUGGAUCUUCAGCAGCAGCAUCUAUUGUUUAUUUAGCACACAAAGGAAAUGCCAAAGCAAAUUGGUUUGCUUUCUGUCAGCAAUACAACUCUUUCUGUGACAGAAUUUCUGGUUCAAUGAUUGGAUCCUUCAUUGCAAUUCCUCUCUUCAUAAUCCUAAUCCUUCUGUCAGCUCUUGUUCUAUCAAGACGUUAAACCAAUCUAGUUACAUGCAAUGCAUGCCUAUUUGUAAUCAUUGAAGAAAAGUGAGUGUGUGUGAGAGAGAUAUCUAAUGUGUCAUGUUCAUGUUUAC